UAAUACACACAUUUUUAUUAUCAUUAUCAUCACCCCCCUCCCCCGGUUUCAGAGGGGUUCGGAUCUUUCUUUAAAUCACAGAAGCUUCAUCGUAGGUAUUUCCCUCCUGCUUGGGCGAUGUGCGACGAACAUUUAUUUCUCUUGUAACCCGGUCUGUGUUAGUCUCUGCAAGCAUUCCGAUUUGUAAAAUUAGAACACGCCACAUUGCAGCCUUCCCCUCGCCUUUUACCCCUCCCCAGAGUCGACAGUACAGCAGCAGCACAGUACGCUAGACAGCAAAUCGCCUCCCGCGAUGCAACGCCGGCCAGAUAAUUCAGUUCUUCGCCUUUUAAUUUAUUGGACAGAAAUCGGGCGGUGAGUGUUUUUUAAAACCUGAAACUGUGUUCGCUUGAGAUGCAGUGAUUGCACGAUAUACGUACGGGUAUUGAGUUCGAAUGCAUUCAUCAGUACAACGUCACGGAGACUCAACACUACGAGAGAUAAUCUGUGAAAUCACAUGUGGUUCAAAGUAGUUCUCGUAACUUCAGUUAAAGUUUUCUAUUAUAUCAUUUUUAUAUAUAUUUAAAACAAAUCGAAGCUAAUGUUUUUAUAAUAAUUCCUAAUAGUAACCGAGACAAUAAUAUAAACAAUAAUGUGUGACGUGUCAGUGUUGUGACCUAUUUUGAGCGUGUGCUCGUGUGGAGAAUAUGCCGGACAUCGGUCGUAGACGAAUACGUGGGACCAUGUCCUCACUAAACUCAAAGAAUGUCCAGUAUUAUUCCUGCUUAUUGUUGUUUUUAGUGGUUCUUAUGGCCUUUCUACCCACUUCGUUGGAACAAGAUGAAGACAUUCCGCACAACGAAGUGAAGAACUGGGCACUAAAGUUCGGAGUGAGCCUUUGGGAAUUCGGCCGCCAGUUUACAAAGAUGAGCGAGAUUGAAAAGAAAUAUUACGACCUGGACGUGGAGGUAACAAGGAAAGAUGGCCUCAUCCUUAUUAGAGAAAUGGCAGCCGAGGUGAAGAACAUGAUGGACAUCAAGAUGAACGCCGUCAUGAGGAUCAUGGACUCGGCAGAGCAGGCUGCACUGUCUCAGAAGCUGGACUCGGCGUCGGCUGUCCGCUACUACAACGCUCGGCGUCUCAACGAAUAUGGUCCGGACGGCCGCCUGCAAGAUGGCUCGAAGGAGAUGAGCCUAACGCAGAGCAAGCACUUCGACCAGCUGGCCGUGAACAUUAGCCUGAGCUCCGUCCUGCUGCCACCGGAAGUACGCGACUCAGACCCAGAAGUACUGAACGCCAUCAAGUGGUCGGAACACCUGGACCCACUGUUCAUCAACAACUACGAGAUGGACCCCUCGCUCUCUUGGCAGUACUUCGGCAGCUCUACGGGCUUCCUCAGGAGGUACCCCGCGAUCAAAUGGCCUCCUGACGAUUCGUCAGCAAGGAGUGGGCAGGAGCUGUACGAUUUCCGCACCAGCUCGUGGUAUAUAGACUCUGCAACGAGCCCAAAGGAUGUGGUGAUCUUACUCGACAGCUCGGGAUCGAUGACCGGCCAGCGCAGGGAAAUAGCAAAGAGUGUCGUCAAUGCCAUCCUGGAUACGCUCGGCAAUAACGACUUUCUGAACGUGUUCAGGUUCUCUGACACAACGGAUCCACUGGUGCCAUGUUUCAAAGACAUGCUUGUCCAGGCAAACAUGGAAAACAUAAGGGAAAUGAGAAAUUACUUGGACACAACAAGAGCAGAAAAUAUAGCGAACUUCUCAUCGGCACUCAUCACGGCCUUCGAAAUAUUACAUAAGUACAAUCGUACAGGGCAGGGCUGCCAAUGUAAUCAAGCCAUCAUGCUCAUCACAGAUGGUCCACCAUAUGACUACCAUGAGAUCUUCAAGCAGUACAAUUUGCCACACACUCCUGUCCGGGUGUUCACGUACCUUAUUGGGCGCGACUCAUCAAAUGCAGAAGAGAUGAACAGGAUUGCCUGCACCAAUAAAGGUAAACAUUAA
This is a messenger RNA of Zootermopsis nevadensis, 1982 nucleotides long. NCBI's taxonomy places the organism in Eukaryota, Metazoa, Arthropoda, Insecta, Blattodea, Termopsidae. The record is from RefSeq and is a predicted model, not a curated record.